AAUCAGCUGUUUUCUUGCCAUUGCUUAAAUCUUUGGCCAUUGCCUUAUUCAGCCAGCAGUCGAGAAGUCAUCGGAUCCAGUUCUAUUUCUCCGAUAAUAACUAUUAUUAUAAUUCGAAGAACAACUAAAACAUUGCAAAGUAACAUAAAGUAACUCAAUUGAAGACAACCAGUCAAUAAAUAAUAUCGUGCGAGAUUGAUAAUAAUUUUUCCACUUAUAAGACUAAUUCAAUUACACACACUUCGUUAAAAGAAAUAAAGAAAACCACAACGUCUUAAAGACAACAGCGAGGAAAACACAAACAAAAUAGAGUGACCAACCAAAGUGAAACACAUCCAUGAACAUAAAUAAAAACUAAACAAAAUAUUUCGUCAUUGUGCUAUUUUCGUCAAAAAGCGAGCGACGACAAUAAAUAGCAAAGAAAAUAAUACGCAUCAAACCGAGAGCUAUAGACUGAGCAGUGCGUCGAGAGAAAGAUAGAGGAGGGAUUACAUUGAUUUAGCACCACAUUAACAAGAAUUAAUAUACGAAUUACAUCUCAACGAAUAACAAACAAAUAACUCAUACCCUGGAAACCAUGGCGGCCCCACAAACAACAGCCAGAAUUGAUGGCAUCAAUGUGGACCAAGAGGUUCCUUCGGAAUUGGCUUUAGAUGUGGACGAUAUAAAACACUGCUUCGACAACUUGAUUGUAAUUGAUGCCGGAGCAAAUUUAACAAACAAAAAAUACAGCCGAGACUUGGACUCGGUUAUGCAAAGGGCCAAAGAUGCCGGCGUUCAAAAGAUUAUGGUGCCUGGCACUUCGGUCAAAUCAAGUAAGGAAGCCCUCAGACUUUCGCGCAUUUAUCCCGAUGUUAUUUACUCGACUGCUGGCAUUCAUCCCCACGACUCCAAAUCUAUAAUCGAGGAUCCUAGUAGCUGGUUUGAAUUCCAAGAAAUUGCAUCCUCUCAGGAAUGCGUUGCCAUAGGGCCAUGUGGUUUAGAUUACCAACGUGACUUUUCCGAACCGGAUGUACAAAAGGAAAUCUUCGAAAAGCAACUGCUCUUGGCGACAAGUUUAGGCAAAGCAAUUUUAAUACACGAACGUUCGGCACAACAAGAUGUCCUCGAUAUUUUAGACAAAUUCCAGAAUUUGCCACCGGUAAUAAUACGAAGUUUCAUGGGUACAGCUGAGGAAGCCAUUAAAUAUUUGGACAGAAGGUUCUACAUAAGCUUAACUGGUUAUUUAUGCAAGGACAAAUCAGAUACAGGUGUUCGUCGCCUUCUCGAUAACGGAACCUUACCUCUGGAUCGUUUAUUGGUAGAAACAGAUUCGCCUUUCAUGUAUCCCAACACUCGUGCCUCAAAACUGCCACAACAUGUCAAAACUGGAAUCACUGAACGCUCUCUAUUGUACUUACACAGAUAUUGUACAUUUCAACGCAAUGAACCAUGCAGUCUACCAGCCAUUGUCGAAAUGAUUGCCGCCUUUAUGAAGAAAUCCCCCGAUGAGGUAGCCUUGGCCACUUCGUUUAAUGCCUUGAAACUGUUUGGCCUCUCCUAAUAUCCCAAGGUAUCGAAGGCAACGAAAUGUGGUGUUGCAUGGGUUUCAAAUGUUUACCCACAACACAUGAUUUAGUGCCAAAAACACAAAACGCUAUUUGCCUAGCAAAAAAUUAAAAAAAAAAUGCAAAACUUCAAAAAGAAACAGGAAACGCAACUUAAAAGUGCCUUAUCGAAAAAAAAAAGAAUUGCAACUACCACAUUAAAUUUAUAAUUUAGUUAAGAACUGUAACGACGUCUUUACUGUUUGCUGAUUAGUCGCAGCUGACAUUGAGACGAUAAAAAGCCUAUAGGAUAAGUUAACAUGAGUGUUUGCAACACUGAAUGACAAACUCUAAGCGAAGUAUGCUAACAGCCUAAAGUUGGAGUUUGUCUUGAGUUGUUGUUAUUUUGUUAUAAACAAAUCGAAUUUUGUACUAACACAUAAACAUUUUAGUUAUAAGUCUGCAAUAUCAAAUGGCAGAGAAGAGAGAGUGAGAUUUGUUUUGAGUCAAAGACCAGACGUGGUCUAUUCGACUGCAAGCCCUCUACUCAAAGCUACUUUUUUACAUCUUAUUGUACACACGUCUAGUGUACGGUUGUGCUAAUUAAUUCACCUAAUACUCGUAUAUACGUAUAUACCAGCAAUAACCACAAUUGCAAACACACCACAAAUCCAAAGGAAACUGAAUUGCAAACUUCAAUCGAAGUUGAACCCCUACAUAUAAUCGCUAAUUAGCCACACAACACCAGCUGCAGCUAUGUUCAUUUCUAUUGUUUUCAUUUUUUCCUUUAUCAUGAAAUGCCAUUUUGGCACCACCUUAUUAUGUAAAUACUUUCUUGUAUUUGUUUUUUUAUUUUAGUUUUAGUUUUUUCAAAAAUUGUUAUUGUGUUCCCAUUAUGUACAUAUAGCAUAAUGGGGAAGGGGAAAGAAAAUGAAAUUCUAAAUGAAUAUGCCUUUAAGCAUGUACUUUAAGUGCUAUAUGCAACAUAUAAACAUUUCUAAAAUAUUUUUUAUAUAAAGAUUAUUAAUUAAUAAUAAAUGAUGAAUGUUUAAAACUAUUAAGAAAUGCAUGUGAAGCAUAUAAUCAAAGCCGAUUGUUAGUUGUAAGUCAUUCUCAUUGAUAUCAUGCCAAUCGCUUGGUAUAAAAUUGUGAUCAUUAUAACAUAAAGCUAUUUAUUUUUAUUUUUUCAUUUACAUAUUAUUUUAGCUAUUUUUGAAUAUUUUGUAUACAUCUACAAACAUCAAUCAAUAUACACACACACACAGACACAAUUACCAUAUUUGUCCUAAAGUGAAUUGAAGUGAAUGAAUAAAUUCCACUACAACACACAAUAAAAGUGCAUAUAUCUUUUGGA
This is a messenger RNA of Stomoxys calcitrans (stable fly), 2880 nucleotides long. Its product is annotated as 3'-5' ssDNA/RNA exonuclease TatD. Gene Ontology annotation, molecular function: single-stranded DNA 3'-5' DNA exonuclease activity. Gene Ontology annotation, cellular component: cytosol. The transcript is spliced from 5 exons. The record is from RefSeq and is a predicted model, not a curated record. Bases 578 to 1543 code for a protein of 321 amino acids. Lineage: Eukaryota; Metazoa; Arthropoda; Insecta; Diptera; Muscidae.